Messenger RNA from Fusarium coffeatum, 630 nucleotides. RefSeq lists its product as uncharacterized. The record is from RefSeq and is a predicted model, not a curated record. NCBI's taxonomy places the organism in Eukaryota, Fungi, Ascomycota, Sordariomycetes, Hypocreales, Nectriaceae. The transcript has 2 exons. The coding region runs from base 1 to 630 and encodes 209 amino acids.
AUGUCUUUACGUCUCGCGCCACGUAAAGUGGCCUCAAAAGCCCUCUUGCGAUCAUCCCGUCUCGAAUGCCCAUCUCGCUGCAACCCACGAUCCCCACCAACAUGCGCAUUCUCAACAACGAUACCAAAUAACCGCCGUGUCAACAGUAAUGCCGCACCCAGCGAGAAGCCCUCGAAAGUGCGUGUAACUUCCACAACGUCAGAACAAUCUUCCGACCUCCAGCAACGGUUACAAGAGAAAUCGGCCGCUUUGGCCAGGGAGCGAGAGGAACAGCUACGAGAAGCGAGACAAAGACGACUAGACAGGAUGAAAGAGGAGAGAGAAAAGCGAGAACAGGGUGGAGAGUCAGAGAGGAAGGUGUUCUCGAAAAAGGAGUUGGAAGAGGAGAAAGAAAAGAAGGAGAAGGAGGAUUAUAAGAGGAGGUAUAAGCAACUGGAGAGGAAUUGGUUGAAGUUUAUGGUUGGAAUGCCGAUUUUCUUGGUUACGAGUUAUGAUCUUUUCCAAAGACUGGUUAUGAAAAGAGAGCCCAAGGUUCCUCCAUGGAAACAGGCCAAGAUUAAUAAGGAGAAGGAGGAGAAAGAGCAACGAGAGAAGCUAGAGAAAGAGGGUGAGGUGCUCUUGAAGGACUGA